Messenger RNA from Postia placenta MAD-698-R-SB12, 1455 nucleotides. RefSeq lists its product as hypothetical. Bases 1 to 1455 code for a protein of 484 amino acids. The record is from RefSeq and is a predicted model, not a curated record. The transcript is spliced from 5 exons. NCBI's taxonomy places the organism in Eukaryota, Fungi, Basidiomycota, Agaricomycetes, Polyporales, Adustoporiaceae.
AUGAGCCUCUCUGAGGCGCGGGCGCACACCGAUAUGGGCACGGAGCUUGCAGGCGCUAAGUCCGCGCGGACGUGCGAGCGCAAGUGCGAGGAUUGGAUCAAUGCAAACACGUUCGGGCGCGGCGAGACCGCGGUGUAUUGCGCCGGGAUCAGCGCGCAUGACAGCGAGGGUGCGCACGGGCGGGGUUCGUGGCGUUCGUGGCGUUCGUUCGCGGUAUUGGUAUUGGUCGUGUGGGCGUGGGCGUGGGACAAGAGGAUCGUCGGGAGCAGCAGGCACAGCAGAGGCGUUGCCGUUCCGGGCGGCGACGGGAAUGAGGGGGAUGGGGGCAAGGAAGCACGAUUCACGGUUCACGAAGCGCACGCAUGGUCCGGGGGCUGGGGCGCGCCGCGCCAGAGCACAGAGCACACGGCCCGCCUGGACGGCGGUGGGAGAAACCUCGAGUGUCCGAGACUGCAGCAUGGCGCGCGGAAACGAGGCGAGGCUGUGCGGCGACGGACCGGUGCGCGCGAUCACAGUGCAGGCACACACGUACGAGCGUAUGACUUCAUCGGCGAGCAACACCCACUGGCACUGCGGGGCUGCCGGCGGCGGACGAUCCGCGAUAGUGUCAGAAGUGACAAAAGGACUGAAUGCGCGAUGGGAGCGAUCGUGCGCGGCGCGGGUGCACACGCAGAAGCAUUGAAAAAGACGAAAGAAACACGGGCACGCGCAGGACGGGUGCUCGCCGCGCUCCGCAGACAAUACGGCUGUGGCAUGCGAUCGAGAGACUGGGAGAGGCCGUCGGACCUGUACGUGAUCAAGAGCCCGGGACGGCGGUGGGCGCAACGUGGCCCGUUUCCGGAACGGAUGGAUAGCAGCACACUGCACAGUGCCGCAGCUCGCUCUCGCAGGCGCCCGAUCGCCUUCAGAGCCGUGGGAACGCGUGCGCUGCGGUAUUCCUGUCGCGCAGGGUCCGGCGACGGCGCCCUGCGCCCCCUGCAGGCAGCUGGGAAACGGCGAAACGUCCGCAUGGACGUUUCGUUUCGAGUGGCCGUUUGGCUGCAGCGCGCGGCAGCGGAUAUCGGUGUAUCAGGCAUCAGGCAUCAGGAAUAUGUGCCAUCGAACGUGCACGCCGCGCAGGCAGGCAUGACGGCAGGCGCAGAGCAUCGGACGGGAAUCACGGCAUGCCCUGGCUUCGCAGGGCCCGGCGGAGGUGGGCGUCCGGGUGCAGCACGAGCAGGCUGGCGCGGCGGACGGGCGCGUGGGUGCUCCCCAUUGUUGUUGCUGUUGUUGUUGUUGCGGGCACGAUGCGCGUGGAAAGCGGUGCAGCGAAUCGUCGGAGCGCGUAGCUCGCGUAUGACGGAGGGACAGCUGAAUCGCGCUCGGCAAGGUUCGCGCAGAGGCCAGGGUGUGCGCGAUGGGAGUGCGAUGCGCGAGGCGAGGCGGCGGCAGGCUGCUCGUGAGCUUGGCUGGUGA